Molecule: messenger RNA, 1468 nt
Organism: Phyllostomus discolor (pale spear-nosed bat)
Lineage: Eukaryota; Metazoa; Chordata; Mammalia; Chiroptera; Phyllostomidae
Product: trafficking protein particle complex subunit 12-like
Cellular component (GO): TRAPP complex; Golgi apparatus
Source: RefSeq, a predicted model, not a curated record
CCUCGGGGCGUCUGGUUCCUGCGGCGGGUGACCCCGUCCCCUGCCCCGUGGGCGUGUGGCAGAGACCAUGGAGGAGGCGCAGGCCCCGAGCCUGACGGCGGAGCCCCAGCCGGCCGAGGGGCGUGCCCAGAGCCCGCAGGCGCCGCCGCAGGACCCGGGGCUGCUGUACCAGGAGGAAACCAUCGAUCUCGGGGGGGACGAGUUCGGGUCGGAGGAGAACGAGACCGUGUCGGAGGACUCCAGCACCUUCGUGGACAAGCUCAGUGAGCACAUGAUGGAGAGCGUGCUCAUUUCCGACUCUCCCAACAACAGCGAGGACGACGCGGGCGACCUUGGCGGCGUGCAGGAGGCCACCGAAGGCAGCGCGGACCCCGGGCUGGACGGUGCCAUCGGCCAAAGUGCGGCCGACACUCCGAGGCCGGACGGCGAGAGUGACAGAGACGAAGCACCUCAGGACGUCCCCAGUGUGACCCCCGACGUGACCCCCGGGAGCCGGGCCUCCUCGGAGGAGGACCUGGGGCUGGAAGGGAGAGGCCCGCGCACCUGCGUGGACGAGGGCGCGGGGGACUCGGGCUCCAGGAGCCAGGGCCCGCUCCCCGGGGCGCCGGGCCCAUCCUCCGGGCGGCCCUCCCCCAAGGACGAGCCCGUGCCCGUGUGCACCAUCUUCAGCCAGUCCCAGCCCGAGGCCGCCCAGUCUCCCCCCUUUCUGCAGGACGGCUUCGAGUCCCAGGUGGUGAAGUCGCCCAGUUUCAGCGGGGCCGGCCGGCCGGCCGCCCAGACCCCUCCCCCGGCGGUGCAGCCCAGCCCCAGCCUGAGCACGUUCUUCGGAGAGACGGCCAGCACCAACUCCCUGGCCUCCGAGUUCUUUGACUCGUUCACAACGUCCGCAUUCAUUUCUGUCAGCAACCCCAACGCGGGGGGAGCUGCCGUUCCAGAGCCGCUGUCUCCACGUGCGUCCCCGGUGGCAGGGGCUCCCCUGGGUCCCGCCGAGCCCCACCCCGCCGGGACGGAGCGGCUGGAGCCGGCCGUUCCCACGGCCGCUCUGGAAACCCCCCGGUCUCCAAAGCCGUUCCCGCAGAUCCAGGCCGUGUUCUCGGGGAGCGAGGACCCCUUCGCCACCGCCCUGAGCAUGAGCGAGAUGGACCGGCGGAGCGACGCCUGGCUGCCCGGGGAGGGGACCAGGGACAUCCUGAAUUCGGUGGCCGCCCAGCAGUACAGCACCGUGUUCAUAGACAAGGAGAACCUCACCAUGCCCGGCCUCAAGUUCGACAACAUCCAGGUGAGGCCCGGGGUCUCCGAAGGGACCGCCUGCUCUCGACUCCCCUCCCCCAAACGGAUGCCCCCGGGGCCCCGGCUCGUCCUUUUCACGGUCUCCGCGCCCGUGCGUGUCCGUAGCAGUCGGCCCGCUGUGCAUCAGGCAGCCCUGUCUCUGCGGAGCGCCCAGAACUCCGACGGCAGGUCCCUGUGA